Scylla paramamosain (green mud crab) is the source of this 4962-nucleotide messenger RNA. RefSeq lists its product as uncharacterized. The transcript has 3 exons. The record is from RefSeq and is a predicted model, not a curated record. Bases 1 to 4962 code for a protein of 1653 amino acids. NCBI's taxonomy places the organism in Eukaryota, Metazoa, Arthropoda, Malacostraca, Decapoda, Portunidae. Gene Ontology annotation, molecular function: nucleic acid binding; zinc ion binding. Gene Ontology annotation, biological process: DNA integration.
AUGGCGGCGAAAGAAAUCACACUAGCGGAUGUUAUGAGUGCCCUGAAGGCGCAGGGAGAGGUACAGCAUGCUGAGUUGCAAGCGGUGACGAGCAGUGUAGACCGUGUAUUUAAGGAGGUUAUGGGGCUCGUGAAGGAGGAGUGUUCACGGGUUAAAGACGAGGUGUUAAGUGAAGUGUUCACCAAGGAUCAGGUGAAGGGAGAGGUGGAAAAAGCGGCCAGUGAACUGAGGAGAUAUGUGGAUGAGGUUGUGGCGGCACAGGCGCCUCCUGUACUCUCUCAGCAUAAAGGCACGCUGUUCCGGUCAAGUGGGCGUGCUAGUGAGACUGAGGGGGGGAGUGACGAAGAGGAGGAGGAUAAUAGUUGUCACGGAAGCCUAAACAGCCUUUCUCCAUUGGCCAAGGUGAUACCGUCUCCCCUACGCUCUCCUGUAAACGUCUUAUCACCUCCACCAUCCCCGCUAGCCUCAGUAAAGUCGUACCCCUCUGCUGCCAGCUCCACGUCACGGAGGCUGAAGGACGGGACGAGGCGCCGGCCACAGGAGUUCGAUGGAACAGUGUCUUGGGAAGCGUAUAAGACACAGUUCGAGCUCUUGGCCAGCGCCCGCCAGUGGAGUCACCUUGAGAUGGCCAUGCAGCUGGUGUGGGCACUCAAAGGACCGGCAUUAGAAGUCUUGAACCAGCUGCCAGCUGCCCAGCGGUGCUCGUAUAGUAAAGUGACGGCGACACUGGAGAGGAGGUACGGGUACCAGCACCAAACCGAGGUGUUCAGGACAAGGUUCCGGGCCAGGUUACGAGGCCCGGGGGAGACCCUGACACGCCUGGCGCAGGAUUUGGAGGUGCUGGUGCGGCGUGCGUACCCGGAGGCCAGUGAGGAGAUGAUCACCAUUCUCCUGCGGGAUCAGUUCGUUGAUGCCAUCGAUAACCAACAACUGAGGAUAUACAUCCAGCAGGCACACCCCAAGGACCUUCAGGAGGCCCUGGCGAGGGGCCUGGAGAUGGAGUCAUUUCUCCGGACGACGCGGGAGCGACCCAGCGGGAAUUAUGUCCCGCAGAGAGUGAAGGCAAAGAAAGGGGCCGUGCAGAAGGCCUACUCUAGCCCUUCACCGCCCCUAGGUGAGUUCAGGGGUAAGUGCUACUCUUGCGGGCAGCAGGGGCACACCAAGAGGUACUGCCCGCAGGGAUCGAGUAGCGGAAAGGCUGUCAACGGCAGAGCAGGGCAGUACCAGUACAAACCCUGUUGUUGGAACUGCGGUCAGGGGCACAAGAUGGCAGAGUGUGCCCUCAUCUCUCCCCGGGAUAGCAAGGAGGCUGGGGGAAACGGAAAGCAAGGAGGCUGGGGGAAACGGAAAGAGGCUGGUGGAAGGGGUCGAGCGCCAGCCAGAGAGCCAGAGACCCCAGUCCGCCUAAGUUGCCGCGCCGAGGGUGCCCGGACAGUGCAGGUGGGCGGGCAAGUGGAUGGCAAAUCUUGCUGCCUCACUGUGGACUCGGGCGCGGAACGUACCUUCGUGCAGGACGGGGUGGUGGCAACUGGACAGCCCCCGGUGGCCCAGCAACAACUGUGUGGUAUUACAGGGCACUGCACACAGCUGAGGGGACCAGUGCAUGCCAGGAUUGCGGUUGGCAGCACGGAGGAGCAUCUUCCCGUCUUUGUAGCGGACGUCGGGGAGAACUUGCUCGGCCUAGAGUACCUGAAGCAGAGCAGGGCGGUGCUGGACUUCGGGGAAAUGACUAUGUCGGUCAGAGGUAGUGUGGUGCCGCUACAGGAGGGCGGUGUUGACGCAGAGGAGUGUGAAGCUUCAAUUGAAACUCACCGAGCCCAUACUGCGUCCCUACCCGAAGCUAGCCACCGCUGCCGUCUCAGUAAGGAACAGAAGGAGGAAAGUCAAGGGUCGGAAGAGUGUGAAGGUGUACAGACAACUAUGGACCCGGAAGGUCAUUGUGAGGACAUGCAGGGGAGUAGCACUGGGGUUCCACCUCAUCUGCAGGAUCUAUUGCAGAGGAGUUUGGCAUGCCUGUCUGGGGAACAGGUGGACGAGGUGAAGGAAGUGCUGACUCUGUAUGCAGAUGUCUUCUCGCAGGGAGAUAAUGACCUGGGCCGGACCAGUCUGGUUAAACACCGCAUUCACACAGGGGAUAGUCGGCCGGUUAAGUUGCCGCCCCGCCGGAUUGCGCCUGCUCGUCGGCUGGAAGUGGAAAAAGCCGUGGAGGAGUUGCGCGCGCAAGGGAUAAUCGAAAAGUCGGCUAGUCCCUGGAGUGCUGCUGUUGUCCUCGUUAAGAAGAAGGAUGGGUCUACCAGGUGUUGUGUGGACUAUCGGGGCCUUAACGCCGUGACGACAAAGGACUCUUACCCUCUACCGAGGGUGGAUGACACGCUUGACGCGCUCACGGGGGCCCAGUGGUUCUCCACCUUAGACUUGAAAUCAGGUUACCAUCAAGUUGAGGUUGCGGAGGAGGACAGAGAGAAAACGGCCUUCUCGUAUGGGCAGGGACUGUAUCAGUUUAAAGUGAUGAGUUUUGGUCUGGUGAAUGCCCCGGCCACCUUUGAGCGUCGAAUGGAGCGUGUGUUGGAUGGGUUGCUGUGGAAAAGCGCCCUGGUGUACUUGGACGAUGUGCUAGUGUACGGGAAUUCGUUCAAGGGGGCUCUGGAGAGGCUUAAGACAGUGUUGGACAGGUUCAGGGGGGCAAAUGUGAAACUCAGUCCAAAGAAGUGUAGCCUGUUCCAGAGGGAAGUGACGUUUCUGGGUCACAUAGUGAGUAGUGAGGGAGUGAAAACAGACCCUGGUAAGGUAGAGUCAGUUAAGGAGUGGCCAGUGCCGCGCAGUGUGACGGAAGUGCGCGGGUUCCUUGGGUUGUGUACGUACUACCGGAGGUUUGUGAAGGGUUUUGCGCAAAUUGCGGUGCCACUCCAUCACUUGACUCGUAAAGGGGCAUGCUUUCACUGGAGCGAGGACUGCCAACGUGCCUUUGAAACUCUGAAAGAGGCUCUCGCUAACGCCCCUGUGUUACCGUACCCGGAUCCAAUGAAACCAUACGUGUUGGAUUGUGAUGCGAGUGCUGAGGGAGUAGGAGCCGUCUUGUCCCAGGAGAAAGACGGACAAGAGUGGGUCGUCUCCUACUUCAGCAGGAAGUUCUCAGCCCCUGAAAGGAACUAUUGCGUCACUCGUAAGGAGUUGUUGGCAGUGAUCCUGGCCAUUGAUCACUUCCAUCCUUACUUGUACGGGGCCAGAUUCAAGAUUAGGACAGACCAUGCUGCUCUGAGGUGGCUGAAAACCCUCAGAAACCCGGAGGGGCAGCUGGCCAGGUGGAUUGGCAAGCUGGAGCAGCAUGACUACAACAUCGAAUACCGGCCUGGAAAAAAUGCUGCCGGUCUUGUCAGUGACACUGAGUGGGGAGAGGACCUCAAACAGGCCCAGCGACAGGACGCUGAUAUCGGGCCCAUAGUGACACUGCGGGAAGAAGGCGAAGAAAAACCGCCAUGGGAAAGCGUGGCCCCGCUAAGCCCUGCCGCCAAGGCGUUGUGGCAACAAUGGGCAGUGUUGCGAGUGAGUGACGGUGUGCUGCAAUGGCGGUGGGAGUCAUGUGACGGCGGUGUGGCCUUCUGGCAAACAAUUGUCCCUGUGAAUAUGAGGGAGGCCUUAGUGCGCGAGGCUCACGGUGGAAAUGCAAGUGGUCACUUCGGUGUGAGGAAAACGCUAGGGCGGUUAAAGCAGCGGGUUUAUUGGGUAGGCAUGCGGAAGGACGUUAGUGAAUGGUGCAAAGUGUGUGACGUGUGCUGUGGGAAGAUGGGCCCCGGGAGAAAGACAGUUGCUCCCUUACAGGUGUAUCAGGUUGGGGCACCUAUGGAGAGGGUGGCAGUGGACAUCCUGGGUCCGUUCCCUCAGACACUGAGAGGUAACCGCUUUGUGUGUGUGACCAUGGACUACUUCACUAAAUGGCCGGAAGCGUAUCCGCUGCCAAACCAUGAGGCUGCCACCGUGGCAGGUGUGUUAGUGGACGAGUUCUUCGCCCGGUUUGGCGUGCCGCACGAGCUGCACUCUGACCAGGGCAGGGAGUUUGAGUCAGCAGUAUUCCGGGAGUGCUGCCAGUUGCUGGGCGUCAAGAAAACUCGUACUACACCCCUGCGGCCGCAGUCGGAUGGCAUGGUGGAACGCUACAACCGCACGUUGGGGCAGGAGUUGGCCAAAUAUUGCCAAGAAGGGCAGGAGGACUGGGACUUAAAAAUCCCCCUGCUUCUCUUGGCCUACCGGUCCGCCGUGCAUGAGGUGACCGGUUACACGCCAGCCCGGCUGAUGUGUGGGCGGGAGCUCCGGCUACCAGUGGACCUCGUGACUGGCAGGCCGCCGGACGAAGACCUGCCCACUACCAUCACCCAGUACGCUACAGCCCUACAGGACCGUCUCCGGGAGGUGCACCAUCAGGUGAGGGGUAACCUGAAGGUGUCCGGUGAGGCGAUGAAGGACCGGUACGACCGCCGGGCAACGGCACCACCCUUUAGCGAGGGGGAUCAGGUGUGGCUGCACAACCCUCGGCGUAAGAAAGGAUUGUUCCCUAAGCUCCAGAGCCCCUGGGAGGGGCCAUACGUGGUGGAGAAGGUCAUCUCGGACGUCACCUUCAGGAUACGCCAAGGGCCAAGGAAGCGGGCACUGGUGGUGCACGCUGACAGGCUCUGGGGUUACCAUGGCCCUGGAAGCUUCUCCUGGGGAGAGCGAGCUGCUCUCCUGACCAGUGACGAAGAGGAGGACAAGGACAAGGGCCUUGGGGACGACGAGCCCCUGGUGAUGGAGGAUGACGGAGACCUGGACCUGAGAGAGCCUGAGCCGCUGGUGAUGGAGGAAGGUGGAGCGGAUGAGUUGUGUCCCUUGGAGGGGGCACUGGCGGAUGUCGACGCUGGACCUGUAGUAGGGAGACCCAGACGGGAGCGGCAUCCACCCAAAUGGAGUGAGGAUUAUGUUCUUUGUUGA